AUCUCUGAGUGUCACGCAGCUCCGCCCUAGACGCCACCAUGGGUCAGAUGCUCUCGGAGCCCGUCACCCACAAGGAGACACACAGCCUGGGGUCGGAUGCCUACAGAGUUGGCUCCAGCUGCAUGCAGGGAUGGAGGGUGACCAUGGAAGAUGCUCACACGCAACUCUCCCUGCCCGAUGACCCAUCUGCAGCGUUUUUUGCUGUUUUUGAUGGACAUGGAGGCGAGAAAGUAGCGCAGUAUGCCAGCCGGCACCUGCACAAGGUGGUGGUGCGACGGCCCGAGUACGAGAAGGGGCGCGUCUCGGAGGCGCUCAAACAGGCCUGUCUGGAGAUUGACCGGAUGAUGCUGGCCGACGAGGUGCUGAAGGAUGACCUGGCCGGCACGACGGCCGUCAGCGUUCUCAUCCGCGACGGCACCCUCUACUGCGCGAACGUGGGUGACUCGCGCGCCAUCGCCAGCGUCGGUGGCCAGCUCGAGGUGCUCUCGUUCGACCACAAACCCAACAACAAGACAGAGGUGGAACGGAUCACCGCCGCCGGCGGCUGGGUGGAAGGCAACCGCGUCAACGGCAACCUGGCCCUGUCGCGCGCGCUUGGCGACUUCAUCUUCAAACGGAACGAGGAGAACCCCGAGGAACAGGUGGUGACAGCGUACCCUGACGUGGAGACUCGCAACAUCACCAAGGACUGGGAGUUCAUCGUCAUGGCCUGCGACGGCAUCUGGGACGUGCUGACCAAUCAGGAGGUGCUGGAGUUUGUACGGACCCGGAUCGGCCAGAACAUGGAGCCGGAGGACGUGUGUGAGGAGCUGAUGACCCGCUGCCUGGCGCCCGACUGUCAGAUGGGCGGCCUCGGCUGCGACAACAUGACGGUGGUGCUGAUCUGCCUGACGCCGGGCGGCUCGUACUCUGAGCUGGUGGCUCGCUGCGCUCAGCCGCUGCCGCCGGGCGCCGCCACCGCCGCCGCCGGCGACUCCGACACCGAGGAGGACACCAACUGCCUGCUGUAGCGGGCUGCAGCGGUUCGUAUUGCAGACCAACGCCGGGCCGAAGAGCUGGCAAGCGCCGCAGGACGGACGGCUGGUGAGGGUACACUGCUGGGGAUGGGUGAGCGCCCGACCGGUGUGUCCUAAUCGCUGCGUCUGCGAGAGAGGUGUGAGGGGCCUAUUAGACACGAGGACCAGCGGCCACAAAGCGACGCUUCUGACUGGGAGCGGCCGCCGCCCGGCCGACGCUGGGGCCACGAGUGAGAGUGAGAGGGGUCACCUGAGUGGGUCAACCCCGGACAAAAGGGUCACCCGACUGUCCAUCAGUUGAGGACAGAACCGCGUGGCCAACCGUGAUGCGGCAGAACAGUGUUGAUUGAAGAAAGUGUGCCAGAGUCGUAUAAAUGAAGCUCUAGUCAGCUGGAAAAUUAACGUUACCUGACUAGAUGCGUGCCCGGCUGUUGGAUAACUCAACUGGUGCAUAUUAUUGAUUCAUAAUCGUUCGUUGAUUUGUUAAGUUAUUGUUGGACGUUGUCCGCCAUCCGAGCCGAAGGAGCUGGUUCAGCCCGUGUUCAUUUCGCUGAAAUUUCCGUCGAUAGUCACACAUUGUGCGUUACUCAUGUAGGGUUCAUGUAUCGGGUUUGGCGAGCGACCAACUAUAGUGUUAUUACCGAACUGGGUGGCUCGGGAUGCAAUCAGAUAUAGUUCGAGUUAGCGUUGUGUAUGGAGUUGUACUGGGGAUGGGACCCGUGCGUGCGGGGGGCGCCGAGACCUGACAGUGAGAGCGUUGUUGGGACCGGACCGUCACAGAUUGGCUAAGUUCGUUUUGGGCGGACGAGCGCGCUGCUGAUACCGAACUGUCGGACCGUGAAGGCGCAAUGGGACGGGACCGUCGGACUGUGAGGGCGCCGCUGAGGUCUGACUGAGAGGUUUAUUCAGCCGAGGGUGUUUGCGAGACCGGUAGACCCGUCGGGGCUGAGCGAAGCGUCGCUGGUGGGUGUUACGGUCGGAAUCACGGCGGCUGACCUAGAGCACGGAACAGGUCCAGUCAGCCGUUGUCGGUAUCCGUCGCAACAUGCGCUGGGGAUUCGUCACCGUCCGCAGCGGACCCCCAGAGAUCACAGCGCCGCGUCCUGCCGUGGUGCACAGCGCCGACUGAUGGACACACUGGCGACAUGGCGCCGGUGUGUCGAGUGCUGACCUGUGCGGGUCGAUAGCGCGCCAUCACCUCACCCUCAUAGCGUGGCCGCCCGCGGACCAUAGCGUGGCCGUCCGCGUUCCUAGCGGCGGCCUGGCCCACAUCACAUUCCUCGGAACAACCAUCGGGUGGCGCGCAGGCCGAGCUAUAGCCUAGCCGUGCUGUAGCUGUACCGGAGUACAGCAGUUCGGCUGUUGUCGCCUAUUUUGUCAGUUGUUGAAAUCUAAUGAAGGGUUGAUAAAUGCUAAGUGUGUUAAGAGUGGGAAGCUGAGUGAUCGUACUGAAGAAGCGGCGAAUAUGGCCGGUGAUUUGAGUGAUGCUUGUUCAGGCGUUCCGUGCACAUGCUUGUUCAAUGUGCAGGCUUUCAUUGUAGCAUCAGGAGUAGGAUGAAUGAUUGAAUUAACAUGAGUGAAGUUAGAACAGAAUUAGAGUAGGUAAACGAUGCAUUCUUCAACGACUAUUUUAUUUUAAACAGCCACAUUCAAUGCAGAUACAUCGUGAAUAAACACAGUCUGAUAGAACCGCUGAAAA
This is a messenger RNA of Amphibalanus amphitrite, 2715 nucleotides long. Its product is annotated as probable protein phosphatase 2C T23F11.1. Gene Ontology annotation, biological process: protein dephosphorylation. Gene Ontology annotation, molecular function: protein serine/threonine phosphatase activity; cation binding. Lineage: Eukaryota; Metazoa; Arthropoda; Thecostraca; Balanomorpha; Balanidae. The record is from RefSeq and is a predicted model, not a curated record.